Drosophila miranda is the source of this 1313-nucleotide messenger RNA. RefSeq names its product XK-related protein 6. Gene Ontology annotation, cellular component: plasma membrane. Gene Ontology annotation, biological process: apoptotic process involved in development; engulfment of apoptotic cell; phosphatidylserine exposure on apoptotic cell surface. The record is from RefSeq and is a predicted model, not a curated record. The transcript has 5 exons. NCBI's taxonomy places the organism in Eukaryota, Metazoa, Arthropoda, Insecta, Diptera, Drosophilidae. Bases 216 to 1259 code for a protein of 347 amino acids.
CAAGCAAGUGAAAGGAACACUUAAACGGAAAACCAAACAAACUGAUCAAGUGAACAGGUUCAGAGCGGCCAGAACCGAUCCGAUUUGUCAUCGGUAAUUGUUUACAGUUCUUGUCUUGGCUUGAAUUUUUCUUAGAAUAUUGUGAAACUAGGAGGCUGUGCCAGUAUGCGGAGUCAUCUGCAAGUAAGGGCCAAGCUGAAGCAUUCUGAAGCGCAAUGAAGAUCACUAGCACCAGGAUGGAGGAAGUCGUUGACGCCUCUGUGAUGGUGCCGAUCUCUCCGCUGAGUAUAGUGCUAACUGGAGUCUCCGUCGUCUUGCGCUUCAUUUCCAUCAUCAUCAACUGGAGUCUGGCCUAUGAUUAUUGGCUGGAGGGAUCCUACAGCUACACAGCCUGGACAAUUGGAUCGAUUCUGUUGCCCAUGGUGAUCGCAUCGGCCAUAUACACAAAUGUUUUGUCUGCCAGCAACUCAGACCAGAGGGGCAUGUACUCCACUGUUGUGCUGUCAUAUCUCUUUCGGGACGGAUAUGCCCUACAUUAUGCCCUGGAGUACAGCAAAGCACAAACACAAGGCCACAAAGAGUUAGAAAUAAGAUACUAUCAGCAAAUGCUGAGGGAAGAGUGCGAUGUGGGUUUUAUCCGGCUCUUUGAUUCGUUUCUGGAAUCUGCGCCCCAAAAAAUACUUCAGCUUGUGAUACUGAUGCGAUCUUCAAAGAAAUUGACAUAUUAUCGCCUGUUGGCUUUCUUGAUAUAUUUUGUUAGCAUUGCCUGGUGCAUACAGGCCUAUAAUCGCUCUAAUCGCCUGGUGCAGCUAGACAAAUAUGAUAUAGCGGCCAAGGGGCGUUUUGUGCAAUUCCUUUUUCUCCUAUGUCUCACGGUUUCACGCACUUUAGGCAUUGCGUAUAUGGCCAGUCUGUUCCCCCUGGAAACACUGGGGGUGUGCAUCCUUCAUGUAUGUUUUUGUGGCACUGUCGUCUUUGUGUUGGACUCGCCAGCGAUUGCCAAAUCUAGAAUGUUAAACUAUAUCUAUUGCCUGACCUUCGGCGUGGUGUAUAUAUUUAUUUUCACCCCUGUAAAAGAUGGACCAACAAAGUAUAAGUACACCUCGUACCUGACAUUUUGCCUUUUGCAAAACAUUAUCGUCUGUGUUCUAUAUAUCGCCCUGUACUUUUCUAUUGCCAUUAUUGCCUUAUAUGUUUGUGGUAUCAUACUCACGAUCUAUUACUAUCUUUACUGCCACCCAAGUAUUUUAUGUCCAUAGAUAUCCACUGAGAUUUUUGUAAAUUUGGUCGGGAAAAUAAACGUGUUCCCUACA